Molecule: messenger RNA, 774 nt
Organism: Pseudovirgaria hyperparasitica
Lineage: Eukaryota; Fungi; Ascomycota; Dothideomycetes; Acrospermales; Acrospermaceae
Exons: 2
Coding region: 1-774 (257 amino acids)
Source: RefSeq, a predicted model, not a curated record
AUGAACUCCCCAUACUCUCCAGGCCCUCCCCCUCCCCAUAUCUUCACCCCGCCCCACCAAUCCGGCCCUCACCCAACCGCCUGGCCCUCACAAUUCCGUAAUCAACACCACGGCCCCCCAAUGAACCAUCCCCUCUACCCAGGCCCCAUCCCGCAACCAGACAAUCCCCAACCCAGCCCGAGCCCCGAGCCCAAGCCCACAAAGACACACCAGCCAAGCCAAGCCGACGUCAAGGCCUCAUUUGCCCGUUUGGCCGAGUGUAUCCCAGAGGCAGCACUUACGUCGUCGGAGAGAGCUUUGUUCUUCGCAAACAUCCGCCUCGCCUUCCCGGCCCACACUCACGCCCUCGAAAUCGUGUCCGCUACAUCGACAAGAACAGUCGGUCGUGACGAACUGUAUCAUUCCCGCUGCCGCUACCUUGCGCUGGUCUCAUUUGACCACAACAAUGACGGCGAUUCCGGCAAUGACGGUGAAGAGAUGCAGAUUCUAGCAGAGAGUGGCAGGGCUGUGCUGAGGUACCAGGAUGAGGAAGAGGAAGUGGAGGAGGUUGAAGUCGUGGGAGGGGGAGGAGGUGGGAUGAGUUUGAUGAAGGGGUUGUUCAGGGGCUUGUGCGCUGCUGUUGAGGAGGUUGUGGAGGGGAAGUUGGAUGGGGUUCGGAGGAGGGAUGGGGAGAGGGAGAAGGAGAAGGAGAGGGAAAGGGAGAAAAUGAGAGAGAGGGAGGGGAAGGGGGCUAGGAAGGGGGAGAGGAAGGUUGCGUUUGAUAGGAGGGGAUAG